AUGUCCGUCUCCCAUUCCAAACGCGUUUGCCAGAUAAUCAAGUUAAAGCCAGAAGCCGAGGAGGAGUAUAUCAAAAUUCACGCAGAAGUGUGGCCAGGCGUCCUUGCCGCUCUCGAGCGAGCGCACGUCGUGGACUACUCGAUCCAUUAUUAUGCUCCGCUCCAACUCCUCAUCGCCAACUUCAAGUAUAUCGGAGCGGAUUACGAGGGGGACAUGAAGAAAGUGGCGGAAGAUCCGGAGACGCAGAGAUGGUGGAAAGUCACGGAUGGGAUGCAGGAGAGCUUCAAUCAAGGUGCGGAAGGGAGUGGGAAGGAGGUACCCUGGUGGGCGACGUUACCUGAGGUCUUUCGUUUUGAGGGCAAGGCGUAA
Molecule: messenger RNA, 369 nt
Organism: Cyclocybe aegerita
Lineage: Eukaryota; Fungi; Basidiomycota; Agaricomycetes; Agaricales; Hemipholiotaceae
Source: the annotation of a GenBank genome assembly